This is a messenger RNA of Macadamia integrifolia, 783 nucleotides long. RefSeq names its product proline-rich extensin-like protein EPR1. Bases 24 to 491 code for a protein of 155 amino acids. The record is from RefSeq and is a predicted model, not a curated record. The transcript has a single exon. NCBI's taxonomy places the organism in Eukaryota, Viridiplantae, Streptophyta, Magnoliopsida, Proteales, Proteaceae.
UAAGAAGAAAUUAAACCACAGAUAUGUCUCUGAGGAACCAUCUCCUAGCGUUACUCCUCCUUGGAGUGGUGGCUCUCACCACUCCCACCACCUUAGCCGAUUACCACAAGCGUCCCUUCUUUGCAAAGCCACCAACGCCUCUUCACAAGCCUCCUCCAAUAGAGAAGCCACCCAGUCCAGUUUAUAGUCCACCGGAGAAAGAGAAACCUCCACCAACUCCUGUGUACUCACCACCCAAGGGGGAGAAAUCACCACCGAAGUACAAGCCACCAACUCCUGUUUACACUCCCCCCAAGGUGGAGAAACCACCACCAACUCCGGUGUACAAACCCCCUAAGGUGGAGAAACCACCACCACCCAAGGGCGAAAAACCAACAAGUCCUGUGUACACACCACCCAAGGGGGAGAAACCACCACCCAAGCACAAGGCAGGUCCUCCAUACGGUCACCCUCCAUACUACAAGCCUCCACCCCACGGCCACCCCAACUAAGUGACUUGUACUAGGUUACUUGACAUGGGUAAUCAUAGAUAGAAUAAGAGGUACUGCCUUUGGUUUCUUACUAGUUGCUACUUACGAUAGCUAGUGUGGAGAAAUGUUGUAUUUGUAUGGGAUGAUGGAGCUGAGAACUGUCAUCUGCAGGUAAUGUAAACCAAUGGUACACAGUUUUUAUAUGAAAUCUGCAUUCUUAUAUCUUCUGUGUUGUUCUACUUCUUCCGUCAUUCUAUCAAAUUAGUAAGAGUGUCAAUGUAAGACGUACCAUUUCCUUUCUGGUCAAGAAUUA